GGAUGAGGACACUCAAUCUGAAAAACAUCAAGGAGGAAGCUUAGUUACUGCUUCUAGCCUUGACCAAGAAAAGAAAUUUCAGCAUCAGUUGUCUUCAGAAGAUAACGACUUGACACAAUUUACCUACUUGUUCGGUAGUCGACUCAACCAUGACCAACAACUUAACGAAGUAUGAGAAAUCUGAUGACGAUGCGAUCAUACCUAGUUCAACCCAAGAAGACCAAGUUUCUCAAAAUUCUUCUCCCAGAUUUGAUGAUAAUGUCUCAAAAUAAUUUGGCUGGAAAACCUGGUUUGGUCGUCAAUGGAAAGAAUAUUUGAUGGCAUGGCUGUGCAAGCUACUCAGAGGAGGGGUAGUUCAUCAGGCAGUAUUUUAUUGCCAGAUGCCUGUUUUCUUCCUAGUAAAGGAGAGGGCAACAAAUAACAAGCAAGAUGAGAAAGCAAAGGUUGCAGUUGUUCAACAAAGGGGACGUUUUAAAGUCACAUCCAAAAAUGUCGAAUUAGACAAGGUAGCCCUGUCUCCCUUGCUACAAAAGAGUCGCAGUAUGCAGGUGAUUGCCCAUCAUCCUUCCUUUCCUCUUCCACCAUCAUCACCAUCAGAUCCUACACUACCGAAGCUUGUUGGCCAUUCCCUUUUUCUGAUGGUUCAGUCUGUUUUGCACACAAAUACUCAUCAAAGGGAAAUUAUCCUAAGCCUAAUGAAACGAGUCUCAGUCGGUGACUUUACAGUUGAUAGAGGAGGUCUUCCAAUGAAUACAUCUGUUGCUGAAAAAUCACUAGUACAUAAUAAUGCAUUGUUCCUUGGCCUACUUGAAUUACAUUUUGAAGAGCAUGAUGGGCCUUCUUUAAAUGAUCAAACACGUACUAUCAGUGGGUCAUUGGUCAAUGCCAUGGUGGAAGCUUGA
Messenger RNA from Rhododendron vialii, 902 nucleotides. RefSeq lists its product as uncharacterized. The record is from RefSeq and is a predicted model, not a curated record. Gene Ontology annotation, molecular function: protein serine/threonine kinase activator activity. Bases 318 to 902 code for a protein of 194 amino acids. The transcript has 8 exons. NCBI's taxonomy places the organism in Eukaryota, Viridiplantae, Streptophyta, Magnoliopsida, Ericales, Ericaceae.